AUGCGUGCAUCCGAAUCCAAAAUGGCGUCCAAAGGAAAGGGUGUAUGGAUAUGGUCGCCUACAUGACAUUCCAUCUCAAGAAAUGUCCCGUCUUGCAGAUUAUUUUGUCGUUUGUGGAAUAGACAGGGACUCAAAGAAUGAAGAAGUUAAAGGGAAGGUGAUACAACGGUUUCCAAGUAAAGACCGCAAAGAUGCAACGUUUCCAGAAGGACUCGAACUGUUUUGCCAACCUGGAGGAUGGAAUUAUUCCUACUACUACAAACCACCGACAUUCUUUGUUGCUGUUCUCACCGACAUGGAAGGAGAACACCGAUACUGUGCUUGCUUCACAUUCUAUGAAAAAUGCAUUCCAACUAAGUCCAAAUCUAGAGCAGUAAAGUCAACAAGCCGGGAGGGAUUUAAAGAUGGCAGCCAGUCAGACUCGUCACUUUCAGACAAAAGAUUUUCUGACGACAUUCCUGGAAUCUCUGUGAAUUCUGAAGAGUUAUCAGUGGACAUGUUUGCCCCAAAAUGCUUGUGUCUUGUAUCAAGAGCAAGUUAUUUUGACAUCUUAAAGAGCUGCCUGACAACCAUCUAUUGGUCAUUCCUGUCUGGAAACAGCAAAUCCUUGGAAGGACUGGUCGGCUGUGUCUUGGGCUUUGUUCAGGUGCCACCGCCUGGUGGACCAAGGAUGACAUUUUCCAUGGGUGCAGGCGAUCGUCAGACUCUCUCGCCUCCUGCUUCUGAGACUCUUCCAGUGACUGGGAAAUCAGUUUCCAUCUUGUUUAACCAGUUGGGAAUCCACAACAUGUUGUCUCUGUUUAGUGCUGCGCUGACAGAAAACAAAAUCCUGUUUUACUCAAGCAGCUACUCUCAGUUAACCCAUGCCACACAGUCCAUGUUAGCAUUGAUGUAUCCUCUGAAGUUCAGUUAUGUGUUCAUCCCGAUACUACCAUCAGCAUUACUUGAAUUCUUAAGUGCACCUACACCAUACAUCAUGGGGGUGCAUGAAAGCUACAAAGAUACCUUGGCACCUGAUUUGGCUGAUGUAAUCCUUGUGGAUAUUGAUGGAGGACAUCUUUCUAUUCCUGACUCCAUAAACCUUCCCUAUUUGCCUGAACCCUUCCUGAGUAGAGCAAGGCAUGAACUAACCUUGGUGUUACAUCCUCAACUCGUGACAGCUGAUCAUGCCUUCCAGUCGCCAACGUCACCAUCUCUCCCAGUCCUUCAGGACAAGGAACUUCGUGCAGUGUUUAUCAGGUUGCUUGCCCAGUUGUUAUCUGGUUAUCGAUCAUGUCUAAGAUUGAUUAGAAUUCAUCCCAAACCAGUCAUAACAUUUAACAAGGUUUCUUUCCUGGAGUUCAGGGGUAUGGUUGGAGAUGCAUUCCUCUCUAAGGUCUUGGAGAGCAUUUCAUUUCUGUCAUUUGUGGCUAAUAGAGGUCCUCCAUACAGAACUUGUGACCUCUUUGACCAGCUGUGUGUUGAGAUUGACAGCAUUCUGAUCAAUGAAGGAGGCAAUGAUGCUGAAGUACAAGCCAACAUUCAACAACUUGCACAAAAGCUGUAUGAUAAUGAACCUUCAUGCGAUGCUGCAGAAAACAAUGCUCAGCCUGUGGUUUCUCCAGAAGAGGCUGAAUUGUACAGUAAGAUGGUCUUUCCCACGCUGAAGGAGACAGAUAUAAGCCGUUAUAUCAACCAGCAGGAAAAUAUGGCAUCAGAUUACACAGUCAACCGUGCUGGACCCUGUGUUGUGCCAUCAAAUCCUAUGUCCAGCCGACAGCAGCAUUACAUGUAUAUUCCAAGUCGGAAACUUGAGGUGUUGAGGGACUGUGUGGAUUACAUCUUUGAAAACAAGAUAUCUGAGGCUAGAAAGACUCUUCCAUCAGUGGUUAGAGCACUAAAGUCCAAAGGAGCCCAGUUAGCUCUUUGUCAUGAGCUAUCUCUCAGAGCUAAACAACACAGAUCAGUCCUGGAGCAUGACCAGUUUGACUUGGUCGUCAGACUCUUGAACAGUGCUUUACAGGAUGAUGCGAGUAUGAGUAAUACAGCUGUAGCUGCAGCAUUGUUACCUCUAACUGCAACUUUCUGCAGAAAACUGAAUGCUGGUGUUAUCCAAUUUGCUUACACUUGUGUUCAGGACCACCCAGUCUGGGAAAGACAACAGUUUUGGGAGGAGGCCUUUUACGCUGAUGUUGAGUCUCAGAUCCAGCAACUCUAUGUGGAUGAAGAAGCACCAAAGGCAAAUGCAGAAGAGACUCUGGACGGAAAGGAGCAGCGAACAUCUCGUAGCAGCUUGACGCCAGUAACAAAACAUCGCAGCUUCACAAAGAGUAGAGAUAACCUUUCCUUAUCACCGAGAGACUCCGGGAGUUCAGGUGAUGUUGAGCAGUCAUCUCAAGCAGUCCAAAAGCCAGUUCCUAGUGCAUUGAGCAUUGCUGCUAAGCAGCUCAAGAAAUGGCCCGAUUACAGCAAGGAAGAAAAAGACUCCUUGAUAAACAGUGAGGAGGGCAUUGUGUACAGUCAGGCAAUCCACUAUGCUAAUCGCAUGGUGUACAUGAGGAUCCCUUUGGAUGCUAGUGAGAAGAUGCCAGCUCCCACCCCUGCAGCGACAUUAGUGGAUGGCGAUGGUGACAGGUCUGUAAAUGGUACAUACACUGGAAGCAUAGUCAAUGGUGUGGCAGGGGGAAGCAGUGAAGUCGGCAGCUGUAUUACAGAUAAUGGAGGCUGGGAAAUUUAUAUGGAUGACGAAGAUGGAGGAACUAUUGCUGACCAAGUAACAAGAUUUGUCAGUCGGUUUGUGGAUCGUGUUGGCACAGAGGCAGGGAUUAGUCAGGAACACCUCAAGUCUCUUUAUACCAUGAUUCCAGGAGUGGUUGCCAUGCACAUUGAAUCAUUAGAGCCAGUUUAUCGUGAGUACAAGAAUCUGGCUCCUAUUCAAAAGGCCAAGAUCAUGAGACCAGCUCUGCUACAGGGGGAAGAGAUGCUCAGUGAUGGACUGCGUGCUUACCUCAUACCUGACGGCAGGGAGCUUGGGAGGGGAGGAGAGGAUCAGGGUGGACCUUGCCUGCUACCCGCAGAUGGAGCUGUGUUCUUGACGAACUACAGAGUGAUUUUCAAGGGCACUCCUGUAGAUCCAUUUGCAUCAGAGAUGAUCGUGACAAGAAGUUUCCCUGUGGGAUCACUUAUCAAAGAAAAGAAGAUUGGAGUUCAAUAUCUACAGCACCUGGAACAGUGGCUUCAUGAAUGUAUUCAGCUCCGAUCAAGUACUUUCCAGAUGUUAAAACUGGUUUUUGACGAGGAGGUCGACCAAGAAUCCAUUGAGACUUUUCGAAAGAAACUCCAGAAAAGACAUGCACCAAACACAGUAUUUGGUACUUUUGCUUUUUGUGGCAAAGGCAUUGCAAGGACACCAACUUUUGUCAUUCAAAAACACAUGGAGAGACAAGGAACUCUCAAAAAAACGAAGAAGAAAAUUGUAUCUGCAUCGAGGCACAAGGCUAGUAGCAUUGCGCACAUUAGGGGAUCAAUUCGCAAAAGAAGGCACCGGCACAAUUUAUCAGAUGCAAGUAGUUUAGACCAGCAGAGAUCACCCAGUGGUUCACUUACCACUGAUGAUGAUGAUUCUGUUCAGGAUAUAAAUGACAUUUCCCUUAAAGUUGAGCCUGUUGUUGUACAUGGUGCAGAAAGGCUCAGCAAGUUGUCCUACUGUGGCGACUAUUCACGUCUCAAACUCGGCAACAUUGCCAAGGACUCUUCAAUAGGUCCAUGGAGAAUAUGCAUGGUCAAUGUCACAUACACAGCAUGUCGAAGUUACCCUUCUGUGGUUGUGGUUCCACAAAGUAUUUCAGAUGACAGCAUUCUCAGAAUAGCAAAAAAUCACCGCCAGGGAAGGUUCCCUGUGGCCGUGUGGAGGCACCAGCGCAACAAAGCGACACUGCUCAGGGCUGGCAGCAUUGAAAGAAGUACAAUUGGAUCAAUCAUGCGACAGCACAAAACAGUAGGAGGCACCAGUGUAGCAAGUCAUGCGAUCUCUUCAUCUGCAUCUGUUGAGCAGGAGAAAUACUUGGCUGCUGUUGUGGCAGCGACACCUCAAGGCAAAAACAAGCAAAUUGCACGUGCCAACUCACUGCAUCUUGGGGUGAUACUUAGAGAUGGCUAUUUUGCAGAUGAUGUUGAUUCUGGCCAGCUUGUAGACAGAACUAUCAUGAAGAAAGGCUGGGAGCCGGCGGCACUGUACAUCUUUGGUGACAAGACCUUAUUAAGGCAUGUUAAACAGGAGGCGUACCCCAAAUGUGAGUUUGUUCCAAUUGAGCUUCCAGAUAUCCGAGCGGUAAGAGCAAGUUUCAAGAAGUUUCAGCGUGCCACCUGUCCCAGUACAGAGACAAACUUGAGCUUUAUUCAGCAAGUAGAAGAAUCAGAGUGGCUUCAACAGUUAUCAGCGAUCAUGACUGUUGCAAACUGUUUGGUUGACCUUAUUGAUAUUCAAGGCUCAUCUGUACUGGUCUGCUUUGAAGAUGGCUGGGACACUACACCACAGGUGCUGUCUCUAGCAGAGAUCAUGCUUGAUCCUCACUACCGAACCAUUGAUGGCUUCAAACUGUUGAUUGAAAAGGAAUGGCUCUCCUUUGGGCACAGGUUCACACACCGUGGCUGUCAAAUCGCUUCAGCACAGGCCGGUUUCACGCCAAUCUUCUUACAGUUUCUGGACUGUGUACAUCAGAUUAUGCUCCAGUUCCCCCUGUCCUUUGAAUUCAAUGAUCACUUUCUGAGCACCAUCGCGUACCAUCAUGUGUCCAUGAGGUUUCGCACUUUUCUGUUGGACUCAGAGCAUGAAAGAUCAGAGUCUGGCUGGAUGGCAGAGGAGGAUCACAAACCAAGAGGAAAAUCACUGUGGGACUACAUGGAUUUACAGAAGAGCAAGUCGCCUCUUUACAAUAACUUCCUGUUUUCACCAAACCAGCACAAGGUUUUGAGGCCAUUCUGCAAAGUGCCCAAUCUGAAAGUGUGGAAGUACUUUACAACAGAGAAUCUGUCAACAGGCCCAACUUAUGACCUUGAGCUUAUCAAUGAUGUCACAACAACAACCGAAAAUGAGCAAAGUGUUGAUGGAAAACAGGAAACCUAUGGAAGCUGCAUGACAGGUUGCUAUGGUGAUGUGACACAGUUUAACAAUGAUGAGUGCUCAUGGCUCCUGCAAGAGCUGUAUAGAUUGGAAGAGGAGGCUGAUCAGAAACCCAAGAAAUGGGAACAACACUGGCACAAGCUCUCAUACCCCUCCACAAAGAGAACACAUUUUCCUGUCAACACCAGGUGGUUCAGUAGUCAGCGACUGAUGCUUCACAAGAGAAGCACAAUGGAGGUUAUUCUUAAGGGCAAGCUUCAGGUGGAGGAACGUGGAGCCCAAGGCUUCUCCCAGCCACACAACUUUGUCCCGCACUUGUUUGUUCCUCCGUCAAAUUGUGACCAUUGUUAUCAGAUGAUCAUUGGGAUUUUAAACAGAGGCGCGAAGUGCACAGAGUGUGGUUACAACUGCCAUGAACGAUGCCAGCCCCAGGUCCCUUGGCAGUGUAAGAAGCGUGAACUUCCUGAGCAGCCUGGAUCUGGUGUAACCAAGAGUACCUUGAGCCUGCCAAGCGAGACUGACGCUGGACACACGAAGAAGCUCCAUUGUGGCCAUCUUUACAAGAGAGGGCAUCUUUUACGUCAGUGGAAGGCCAGAUGGUUUGUUCUGGACACGCAAAGAAAUCAGCUCCGGUACUAUGAUGGAGAACAUGACGAACACUUGCAGGGCUACGUCGACCUUGGAGAGAUGAUCGCAGUUCAGGCUCUCAACAACGUUCCGCCCGGUGCACCUAAAGGUUCAGAGAAAGGAGCAUUUUUUGAUCUUCGAACAACAAAGCGGGUCUACAAUCUCAUGUGUCAAAGUCGCCGUGAAGCCGAAGUGUGGGUGGAAAAGCUGCAGAACAUGAAUGUGUAAAAAUGUCCAGUUAUUAAUGGCUACCAAUGCUGCAAAUAUUUCUUUAUUCGAUCUCCAAAAUGAAGUAUCUACUCACAUCGAUUGACAGCCAAGAUACAGAUGAACGACAGUUGAAGAAAUUUGCAAGAGAACAUUGAGUGGUAAAGCAAUAGAAAACAGUUACCACGACAAGUUAGCAGAAUUUUAAAUUAAAAAUUAGUGGCGUUUAAACUUCCUUUUUUCAUUAUUUGAAGUAGAACUGUUCUAGAUGCCUCACCCACCUCUCUCCCAAGAGACAUAGUGAUGACGUAGCUCUUCAGAUAUGUCUCCGUGAUUGGCUGUUAAUCGCGCGCGUAAUAUCGUAACUAAGCAACAACCCAUCACGUCAUCACUAUGGCCAGAAUGUCGCGGCUCGAAACUCGAAUGUCGGUAUCGGGCCCGUUUCUCGAAAGCCCCGAAAACUUUUCGGGCCGGCAAAGCCAUUUUUAUUUCAUCUGUAUUUAAAAACGAUAAGUGUAUACGCCUGCAACCUCUUGUAUGAAGGGAACCUCUAUUCAUUUUAAGAUUAUGCGAGUAAGACAGCUCUGCAAUCAUAAGGUUUGAGACUGUGCUAUCAUGGCUUUCCGGGUGCAAAAACCUUUAAGGACCUUCGAGAAAAGGGCCCCAGCUGGAGUGAAGAAUAAAGCUCCUGAAGAAAGAUGUCAGGUUUUUUUUUCCAUUAGCAGGCUGAAGGACGUCACAUGGGAACAUUCAGGGCAAGCAUAUUUGUUUUUAUCUUAAUUGUAAGUUGUACUUUUAUACAUUCGUCAGAAAUGAAAUGAAUUGUCAAUCUCCAUCAUUUUAUUAGUUAAUUUAUGCAGGCUGUAUUUUUCAUGUACACAGCUGUGUUUGUCUUCAUUUCAUUUUUGAUCUUGGUGUUCUCCUGUAGCAAUGACUAAUUUAAAAUUCAUUUUAAUCAGAUUACGUGCAAGAUGUACAGUUUUGUUGACAAUCAGAUAACAUUUUACUGGUGUAUUGUAUGUAAAGAUUGUUUUGGCAUUUUUCGUUCUUGUGCUUUCGAAACGUUUGACAUGCACAAUGUUGUGACUGCUUCGGGAAACACACUCCAUGAUAUUUUUGUGUUUUGAAUUCGUCUUCGAGAUUUCGAAAUGAAAUGUUUUGUUUGGUUUCGAGAUAAAUUUAAUACCACUGGUCGCAGUAUGGCUUAAACUGAUGACUGAGAGUACGUAGGUCAGAAAUAGAUUUUUUAGACUGUUAAUGUAGUUAAUGAAGCUUCAUAAAAUAUAAAUACCUAAUGAAUUUUUAAUGUUGUGAGAUAUUUUAACUCAGAUUACUUUAAGUUCAUUAUUUAUGCCAUUGUGGUAUGCCUUCCACUAGCCGCGAGCAAAUUCCAUUUUGUUUCUCUUGCGUGGUGGCAGAUUGCUAUCUAUGUCGUUACUUCAAUACCAAAGAGUUACAAAAUGCAGUUUGCUUGCUCUUAACUCUUUUCCUCGUAGCAAAAUCUUAGACACAAACCUUUUGUCAUGUAAUCGGUUCCAGCUUUCGAGUCUGUGGAUGAAUCCACAACGUGUGAGCAAAGUGGUCCAAGCUUUCAAGGAUGUGAAUGAAGCGUUACUGUGUUACCAUUCAACUAAGAGUAUUUGGGUUGCUUUUUCUCACCAACCGGUAAAAAGAUCUUCUUUGAUAAGUGUAGGAGGGAAAGGGUUAAAACUAGUAAUCAUAAUUUACUAGAAGAGUGUGUUCGAAAUGAAACAGCCUCCUUGCAUGCCUGAUUAUCCAUGUUAUCCUGUUGCAUAAUUUACUCUUAAUUAUAUUUAAAACUAACAUCGUUUCAACCAGUAAUUGGGUUCACAUGAGUAUGCCUUAUCUGUAACAGAAACCUUACCAAGCAGUAGGAUUUCAAAUCGCAGGCACUACGAGACUGCCAUCUCCAGAUAAAUGUUAUUAUUAUGUUAUUCGACAGCUGAUAAAUGGCUGUUGAUGGGGCUCAUUUCUUCAGCCCUGUUCCUCUUUGAAAAAUUCUUGGAGUUGUUUUUCCCUUGACUUGUAUUGGUCUACGGGUGACACUGAACGCUCUGAUAUGUGUAUGUAGAAAAAUUCAUUUGCUGCAAGUUUUUUAUAGUUUCAGACCUAUGCAGGAAUAAUUGUACUGAAAUAGUCGUUUUAGAUUUGAAUUUCUUCAGGAGAGUAGAAAGCUUCUCGACGGCAUGGCUUUCGAUUGCAUUGCAGAUGGUUCAUGUAAAAAAGAAUGGUAAAUUAUUUUUAUUUCUUGGGAGUAAUGUAUUUUGUAAACUAGCAAAUCUUUACUUUGCAUUAGUCAGAUUAAUAAAGCCUGUAAUAGUCUCACGUGCA
Molecule: messenger RNA, 8287 nt
Organism: Orbicella faveolata
Lineage: Eukaryota; Metazoa; Cnidaria; Anthozoa; Scleractinia; Merulinidae
Product: myotubularin-related protein 13-like
Cellular component (GO): cytoplasm; membrane
Molecular function (GO): guanyl-nucleotide exchange factor activity
Source: RefSeq, a predicted model, not a curated record